Messenger RNA from Dentiscutata erythropus, 207 nucleotides. The record is from the annotation of a GenBank genome assembly. NCBI's taxonomy places the organism in Eukaryota, Fungi, Glomeromycota, Glomeromycetes, Diversisporales, Gigasporaceae.
AUUUUAGAAAUCUGGGAUGAUCUUUCUGCAGGAAUAAUUAUUAAAUCAUUUAAAAAGUGUGGUAUUUCAAAUGAAUUGGAUAAGACAGAAGAUGAUUUGUUAUAUGAUUCAGAUAAAGAGAAUAGUGAUUUAGAUAAUAAUAAAGAUUCACUUGAAAAAGUAGAUGAAGAUAGUUUGUUUGCUAAAGAAUUAGAAUUAGAAGAUUAA